CGGAGGCAAUGGUCAUCUGAUCUGCGGCGGCAGCGGUGUCCUAGGCAGUGAAGGUUUAGGCUACUAUGGCGGCGACUGUGCUGUCUUCGAUGCGGAUCGGGACGCCAUGGGCUCCAGCUCUGUGGCUGCCGCUGAUCCUGGUUGUGGUGGCGGCGAUGGUGACAACAGCUGCGGAGCAUCAGGUGCCACUGGUCAUGUGGUCGAGUGACCGGGAUCUAUGGGCUCCUGUGGCCGACACUCAUGAGGGCCACAUCACCAGUGACAUGCAGCUUUCUACCUACUUAGACCCCGCCCUGGAGCUGGGCCCUCGAAAUGUGCUACUAUUCCUGCAGGACAAGCUGAGCAUUGAGGAUUUCACGGCAUAUGGUGGUGUAUUUGGAAACAAGCAGGACAGCGCCUUUUCUAACCUGGAGAAUGCCCUGGACCUGGCCCCCUCCUCGCUGGUGCUUCCUGCUGUGGACUGGUAUGCAGUCAGCACUCUGACCACCUACCUGCAGGAGAAGCUUGGGGCCAGUCCCUUGCAUGUGGACCUGGCCACCCUCCGGGAGCUAAAGCUCAGUGCUACCCUCCCUGCCCUGCUGCUCAUCCGCCUGCCCUACACAGCCAGCUCCGGACUGAUGGCGCCUAGAGAAGUUCUCACAGGAAAUGAUGAGGUCAUUGGGCAGGUGUUGAGCACACUCAAGUCUGAAGAUGUCCCUUACACAGCAGCUCUUACAGCAGUCCGCCCCUCCAGGGUGACCCGUGAUGUAGCCAUGGUGGCUGGGGGUCUAGGUCGCCAGCUGCUUCAAAAACAGGUGGCAUCACCUGUGAUCCAUCCUCCUGUGAGUUACAAUGACACUGUUCCACGCAUCCUGUUCUGGGCACAAAACUUCUCUGUGGCAUACAAGGACCAGUGGGAAGACUUGACCUCCCACACCUUUGGGGUACAGACACUCAAUAUGACUGGCUCUUUCUGGAAUGACUCCUUUGCCAGGCUCUCGCUGACCUAUGAACAGCUCUUUGGUACCACGGUAACAUUCAAGUUCAUUCUUGCUAACCGCUUCUACCCAGUGUCUGCGAGAUACUGGUUUACUAUGGAGAGCUUCGAAAUCCACAGCAAUGGCUCUGUUGUCUACUUCAAUGCUUCCCAAGUUACAGGGCCCAGCAUCUACUCCUUCCACUGUGAGUACGUCAGCACUCUUACCAAGAAAGGCAAUCUCCUUGUGACCAACAUGCAGCCCUCCCUUUGGCAGAUAACUCUUCAUGACUUCCAGAUCCAGGCCUUCAAUGUGACAGGUGAGCAGUUCUCCUAUGCCAGUGACUGUGCCGGCUUCUUCUCCCCUGGCAUCUGGAUGGGACUGCUUACCUCCCUCUUCAUGCUGUUCGUCUUUACCUAUGGCCUGCACAUGAUCCUCAGCCUCAAGACUAUGGAUCGCUUUGAUGACCAUAAGGGCUCCUCCAUCUCCUUGACCCAGAUUGUGUGACCUGUGUCCGAGUGGGAUUGAGGGCAUGCUAGUGUCCGGUUGUCACAUUCCCACCUCGUGACACAUUGGACCAAAGGGGUUUCCCCUCUUCCCACUAUAGCAUGAACCCCACACUCCCCUCAGCCUGUCUUGCUGCUUCUUCAACCUGCUGAGGGGCUUUCCUGGGGCUAAUCCCCUUCUCUACCAACAAGGUGUAUAUAUUCUUCAUAGACAUUAGACAGAUCUUCCAGGCUCAGUCAUUGUGAGGGGGAAGGGACAUUAGUUCUAGGGUCCCCUCUCUCACUUUCUCCUUAUUUAUUCUUGUCCCUCCACCAUCAUCCCUCGCUGUUUAUAGUACUUUUGUGUAUUAAAUACUCCUUCCUCAAGCUUUAUGGAACUCUCUACAACAGCCAUGGAUUUGAGGCUCGCUGAGUUUGAGUGUGUGAAAAUACUACUUAACUGUACCCAGCUUGGCGGUCAUGUUGUUUUUGUUGUUGUUGUUGUUUUGUUUUUUGGUGAUGUGCUAAGAAUAAGUAGGACACUGCGUUUUAUUUCUAUGACCUGAGAAGGAAGGGACUUCCACAACAGGUGGGCAGGGUGUGCUCACUGGGUUCUGUCGUGUCCCCAGUAGGAAUGCCUGGCAGGAACCUGGGGUGCCCUGUUGUUCCUUACUAAUAAAAUAAAGACGGGUUGCCAUGCA
Molecule: messenger RNA, 2142 nt
Organism: Jaculus jaculus (lesser Egyptian jerboa)
Lineage: Eukaryota; Metazoa; Chordata; Mammalia; Rodentia; Dipodidae
Gene: Atp6ap1
Product: ATPase H+ transporting accessory protein 1
Exons: 10
Coding region: 66-1463 (465 amino acids)
Cellular component (GO): proton-transporting V-type ATPase complex
Source: RefSeq, a predicted model, not a curated record